AUGGUCAAGCUCGCUCUGUGGAUGCCCUUGCUCUCGCUUGCAGCCUUCGCUGUGACAAGUCCCGUCCAUAGUUCCCCUGACGGCAGAGACUUGAAGUCACCAGACAGCCACCCUGAGAGCCUUUCUGACCAGAAGGAGUUCAUCAAGUCCGCGAUUUCACUAGGCUUCCCCAUUGCCUCCAGUACAGCCAUCCAAGUCAUCGACUCUUUCCCUCAAGAAGUCACCGACCGCGUCUACGCCGACCUCGACAAAUUAGGUAUCGCACGCGUCGUCGAAGAUGGCACCGACGACAGUGACCACGCGAACGAAACGGCUGACUCUGGGAUCAGAGACUUGAGGUCACUAGACAGUGGCGCUGAGAGCAGUCCCGACAAGAAAGCGGUCAUCAAGUCCGUCGUUUCACAUGAAAUCAACGAGGUCGCCAGUCGAGUCAUCAAAUUCGUUGAUGAUGCACAAGAACCCCUUCAACUUGUCGCCAUCGACCUUGUCUAUGUCGUCCUCAAACACAUCCUCAAAUUGAUUGGAAUGGAAAAUGCUCUUACCACGGGCGAUUCCGCCCUGGCCCCUGUGUUCGAAACAUUCAACAGUGCCACGGAAUUGAUCAAACAAAUGAUCGCAAGCAACUUCGGGAUCGACUUGACACAGGCGUUCCACGAAGCCAUCCCUGAGGGCGUCAUGGAGAAGUCCUCUGCAGACUCCAACGACAACAACGACACCCGCGAAGUUGAAAUCACCGCAACGGAAGCCCACUCUUCAUCCUUGGUGGAGGAAUGUGCGCCCGGGCACAAGCUGCAUGACUCCUGCGCGUCAGAGGGAAGGCGGUGUCUCGGCUGGGAUACGCGAGGGCGGCACCCCUGCUCGGGAUGUGCCGAAGGGUGGGUCCAUAUGGAGGUGAGGUCCGGCGUCAACAUCAACGCCAACUUCAACCUAACCAACUCCUACUCCUCGCGAGCAAACACACAUGUGCUUUGGAAAUCUGCAGAAAACAUCCCAGACCAUAAAACCAAGCUGCAAUGGUUCGUCUACCUUCCCCCAAACCCUCCAGACCCACUUGCCGAAAGACUAACCUGUCCGCUCUCUCCCAACCAGAACAAGGACGCAAGCCAUACGUACGUGCACAUGCACCGCGCGCGCGACGCCGACCUGUUUGAGGACUUUUGCAAGGACAGGCUGCCGGACGACGAGGUGUACGUGCCGCCGCAGCACCAGCCGAUCAACCCGGAGGACGAGGACGACGUGGUGCCGGACCAGCACGCGGCGUUUGGCAUCACCAAGGCGACGCAGCGGCAGAAGGAGGCCGCGUGGAAGGAUCUCGGGCUGUCGGGCUUGAUGAACCGCGGGCCGCCGAUCGUGAAGGGCAAGGGUGUUGCGGGGGGUAGCCGGAUGCCGCGGUGA
Messenger RNA from Colletotrichum aenigma, 1395 nucleotides. RefSeq names its product Anaphase-promoting complex subunit 13 (gene apc13). Gene Ontology annotation, biological process: positive regulation of mitotic metaphase/anaphase transition. The transcript has 2 exons. The record is from RefSeq and is a predicted model, not a curated record. Lineage: Eukaryota; Fungi; Ascomycota; Sordariomycetes; Glomerellales; Glomerellaceae. Gene Ontology annotation, cellular component: anaphase-promoting complex. The coding region runs from base 1 to 1395 and encodes 464 amino acids.